ACCUGAUGAAUUAGUCAGUGACUGGGAGCCCUAGUCAGUAGUCACUAGUCAGUGUGCCGAACGACGUUGUGGAAAUAGGUUUUGUUGUUCAUUUCAAAAUAAUUUAGAGGAGUGACCAUCAAGCGGUGAGCUCUUAAGAGCAUGUUGCUACAAGUGCCUGUAGUGCUGGCACUAGUUGCUCUGGUCUCCAGUGUGAGGGCUGAGGCAGAGGAUGCUCUACCCAUCCAUGACUUGAAACCUGCCAGAGCUAAAGUUGAGAGCUGUAGUGGAUGACAGCUGAAUAGGCUUCCUCAGGUGAAGAAAUUCAUCCAUGAGGAUGUCCCACUCUUUCAUAACGUCGAGUUUGUGAAAGUUCCAGGUGCUCCACCAGUUCUCAUCUUUUUCAACAAGUUUGAUCAGGAGGUUGAGCGCGUGAGUUUGAGCAACCUGAACCAGCAGCAGUGCAAUGACGUGCUGCUCAAAAAGGGCUUCUUCAAGAGGAAGAACGCCGAUGACCCCGUGCCUGAAGAGUUCUUGGAGGGCCCCUACACCCCCAAGCAGGAGCUCUAACCUUCGUGGGAGAUGUCGGGAAGUGCAGCAGAAGAACUUACACCCUGAAAGCAUUCAAUUUAGAAAUGUGUGUUUGUGUUACUCAUGAUUUCUUGUAUAUUACAUUCUGAUCUGUGUCUACUGUUAUUUAAUAUGUAUCUGAAUUUUAUGUUAGUGGCUAUGAAAAUUCACAUUAGGGAAAAUAAUUUGGUGCAUCUGGAUACAAUUUAUUGCGUAUCAGUAUUGUCACUCAUCUUUACAAAAAGUUAUCUAAAUUACGUUGUUAAUUUCAUUUUUAUGUCGAGCGUGCGGCAGUAUCAAUUUGUCAUGAAUUUCAAUCUGACCUUUAAUUGAAGAGACCCGAAAAAUCGUCCGGACACUUUAUUUUUUGACUAAAACUUCCAACAAUAAUGCACACACAAUUUUAUUUUUACAUCUCAAAUUUUGUCAUUUUUUUCUUUUUUUAAGUGGCAUGGUGGAACUCCUUUAUUUAGGGAAUGCUCUACAUCAUCUAGCUGGUAAAAUAAGCUAUUUAUAUACGAAUUGAAUUAUUGAUUUUCCACAUUUCCUUUACGUUGUAAACGCUCGUUACGCUGGAAGGGAUCAGUUAGUAUAUUCAUGCUCCUAAAAAACAGUGGUUUCCUGUAUGAUGAAGAACUGCCAUGGAUGUAAGUUAGCACGACAAUUUGCCGGUGUAAUGUGGUGCACUCACGACGUGGACAGUCGAAAGAUUAUCUCUGACUGACUACUGAAUCUCAUUGCACUCUACGCACUGGUACUUGGAGUGCUUUUUUACAACCAUAAUUUUUGUGUUGGGGUUUUUGAAAUAAAUAAUUUUUCA
Molecule: messenger RNA, 1369 nt
Organism: Hyalella azteca
Lineage: Eukaryota; Metazoa; Arthropoda; Malacostraca; Amphipoda; Hyalellidae
Product: selenoprotein M-like
Exons: 5
Cellular component (GO): endoplasmic reticulum lumen
Molecular function (GO): oxidoreductase activity
Source: RefSeq, a predicted model, not a curated record